CGGGUUCUUUAUCAUAAGUCACCAUGGCCGGGUGUUGCCAGAACAUCCGCGGAGGGUCCCGAGCGUUGCGCACAGCCUCGGCUGUACUCACUAGGCGCUGUCCGCUCUCCACCGCGACGGCCCCGGAGCCGGCUCCUGCUGCAACCGCCCCCGCCGCUGCUUCAUCGUCCUCCGGAGCUGUCGAAGCAGCUGCAGUCCCGCCGCCUUCGCAAGAAGCCCCCCGGCCCCAACAGUUGCCGCCGCCGCCGCCAGCCGUGGAUUUCGCCGACCCGCGGGAGGCUUUCCGCAGCAAGACCACCGGCGAGCUGGUCCGCGGGCUCCUGGUGCUCGGCCUCUGCUCCGUGGACCCGCUGGUGGAGCGCGCCCCGCAGCUGAUGAAUCUCACCCGGAAGCUGCUGGGGCAGCGGCUCUUUGAGAACCUGAUGAAAAUGACCUUCUAUGGACAGUUUGUGGCCGGGGAGAACAGAGAAGCCAUCAAGCCUCUCAUCCAGCACAACCAUGCAUAUGGUGUUGGUUCAGUGCUGGACUACAGUGUGGAAGAGGACCUGACCACAGAGGAGGCAGAGAAGAAGGAACUGGACUCCUGUACCUCUGCAUUUGAGAAGGAGACAGGCAAGCAAAGAGAAAAGAGAUACAGUGCACAUCCUAGGUUUGGUGAUCGACGGGCUGGUGUCAUCAGCGCUCGCACCUACUUCUAUGCAGAUGAAGCCAAAUGUGACCGGCACAUGGACACCUUUCUGCAGUGCAUAGAAGCUUCAGCUGGCAGCUCAAAAGAUGGCUUCUCGGCUAUUAAACUUACUGCAUUGGGGAGGCCUCAGUUCUUGCUGCAGUUCUCAGAGGUGCUGGUGAAGUGGCGGAGGUUUUUCCACCAGAUGGCUGCAGAACAGGGCCAGGGGGGACUUGCAGCCCUGGAGACCAAGCUGGAGGUGAAGAAGCUGCAGGAGGCACUGGCCAAGCUGGGAGUUGCCACCAAGGCAGAGAGCCAGCACUGGUUCACCGGUGAGAAACUAGGCGAAUCUGGAACAGUGGACUUGCUGGACUGGAACAGCUUGAUUGACACCCGCACAAAGAUUUCCAAGCUGCUGCUCAUCCCAAACAUGAAGACAGGGCAGCUUGAGCCCCUGCUGUCUCGCUUCACAGAGGAGGAAGAGAUGCAAAUGAAACGGUUGCUGCAGAGGAUGGAUGUCCUGGCCAAGAAAGCUUUAGAGGUGGAUGUGAGGUUAAUGGUGGAUGCAGAACAGACCUACUUCCAGCCGGCCAUCAGCCGCCUCACCCUGGAGAUGCAGCGCAGAUUCAACCAGCAGAGACCAACCAUCUUCAACACCUACCAGUGCUACCUGAAGGAAGCCUAUGAUAAUGUGACUGUGGACGUGGAGCUCUCCCGUCGGGAAGGCUGGCACUUUGGAGCCAAACUGGUGAGGGGUGCCUACAUGGAUCAGGAGCGCAGCAGGGCAGCGGAAUUGGGCUACGAGGACCCCAUCAACCCAAACUACCAGAAGACCAGUGAGAUGUACCAUAGAUGCCUGGACUACAUCCUUGAGGAGAUCAAACACCAUCGGAAAGCCAACGUGAUGGUGGCUUCCCACAAUGAAGACACAGUCAAGUUCACAAUUCACAGGAUGGCAGAACUCGGCAUCCAUCCCUCUGAGAACAAGAUCUCCUUUGGGCAGCUCCUGGGAAUGUGUGACCAAAUCACCUUCCCUCUUGGCCAAGCUGGCUUCCCAGUCUACAAAUACGUCCCCUACGGGGCUGUGAACGAAGUGCUGCCUUACCUGUCCAGGAGAGCCCAGGAGAAUCGAGGCUUCAUGACAAGAGCCAAGCAGGAGCAGCAUCUCCUGUGGGCCGAGCUCAAGAGACGGCUGUUCUCGGGCACCCUCUUCUAUAGUCCAAGCCCACCCUAGGCUUGCCUUCAGGUGCUAUGGCCUGGACACCAGCAGCUGGCAUGGCCAAGGUCACCAGCUCUUUUCCUUGCUGGCCACCUGUGCAUACAGCACUUCCUGAGCAUCUCCUUCUCUGCUGUGCUGCAACCACAUGGACCCUGCUUCCUGUCACGGGGCUUUUUAUGCCAAGAGGGUUUUCCUUUUAACAUCACACUGGAGUUUGUUUCAGAUUUGUCCAUCCAUCUCCAUCCCAAAUUAAAAAAAAAACAUGUUACAGAAA
Heteronotia binoei (common prickly gecko) is the source of this 2160-nucleotide messenger RNA. It is a transcript of the gene PRODH, whose product is annotated as proline dehydrogenase 1. The coding region runs from base 24 to 1901 and encodes 625 amino acids. The transcript has 14 exons. Gene Ontology annotation, cellular component: mitochondrion. The record is from RefSeq and is a predicted model, not a curated record. Gene Ontology annotation, molecular function: FAD binding; proline dehydrogenase activity. NCBI's taxonomy places the organism in Eukaryota, Metazoa, Chordata, Lepidosauria, Squamata, Gekkonidae.